Erigeron canadensis is the source of this 1903-nucleotide messenger RNA. Its product is annotated as nuclear transport factor 2. The coding region runs from base 188 to 1603 and encodes 471 amino acids. Gene Ontology annotation, molecular function: mRNA binding. Gene Ontology annotation, cellular component: ribonucleoprotein complex; cytosol. NCBI's taxonomy places the organism in Eukaryota, Viridiplantae, Streptophyta, Magnoliopsida, Asterales, Asteraceae. The record is from RefSeq and is a predicted model, not a curated record. The transcript is spliced from 10 exons.
ACUCUCACCUCCUCCUUUAGAUCCGUCGCACACACACACACCAAACCCUAACACAUAUAUAGAUAUAUAUAUAUAUAUAUAUAUAGAUACAUAACACCGAUCUUAAAGAGAUUCAAUCUUUUUGAAUCUCUUUUUGUUCAAUUCAUAUCUUCCUCGACAUAACCCAGGAUUUUAUUUAAUAUCAGCAAUGGCGGCCCCAGCAGCGACACCUCAGCCACCUGUUUCUGCUCAAGUUGUUGGGAAUGCGUUUGUUCAGCAAUAUUAUCACCAUCUACACCAGACUCCUACUUCAGUGUAUAAGUUUUAUCAGGAUAUUAGUAAACUUGGGCGUCCCGAGGAGGAUGGUACUAUGAGCAUAACUACUACCAUGGAUGAUAUUAAUUCUAAAAUCCUAUCUCUCAACUACGAUCAGAUUAGGGCUGAGAUCAAAUCUGUUGAUUCACAAGAAUCUCUGAAUGGUGGAGUCAGUGUCCUAGUCACUGGGUACAUGACUGGAAAAGACAAUGUUCUUCGAAAGUUCACCCAAUCUUUCUUUCUCGCACCACAAGACAAAGGGUACUUUGUCUUAAAUGAUAUCUUCCGUUACGUUGAGGAUGCGUUUCAUAUUGAAGGAAAAAGGACUCCUGCAGAGGACUUGGAGGCUCCUGUCAAUCCUGAAGAAGUGACUGAAAGUGUUCCUUUGGUUGAGAAUAAUAUUCCCGAACAAGUUGAGGUUCUGACCAAGGAACCCCUAGUGGAAGAGGCUAUUGAUCUUCCAGAGAAGGUGGAAGUGACUGUUGUAGAGGAGGAAGAGCCAAUGCCUGAAGUUGUUGAUGAAGUUCCAGAAGUAUCUCAGCUGGUGGUUGACACCAAUGCCAAAAUUGAGGAAGUGCCAAAGAAAUCAUAUGCUUCUAUUGUUAUGGACAUGAAGCAGAAUGGUGUGCCUUUCUCAUCUCCUGCACCUGCCCCAAGGAAAUCUAAACCAAGGAACCAAGAGCAGCAGGUGAACAAUGCUCCACCAAUUGCCCCUGCCCCUGAUGCAGCAGCUUCUAAUGCUGAUGCUGUUGAAAAUGGUAUUCACGAGGAAGAAGCUGAGGGUUAUUCCGUCUACAUCAAGGGUCUCCCUAUGAGUGCUACACCUGCUAUGCUGGAGGAUGAGUUCAAGAAGUUUGGGUCUAUUAAGCCUAAUGGCAUUCAAGUUCGAAGCAACAGGCAACAGGGAUUUUGUUUUGGCUUUGUUGAAUUUGAGUCCCCAGAUGCUGUUCAAAAGGCAAUUGAGGCUUCACCAGUCCCACUUGGAGGACGAAAUGUUAUUGUUGAGGAGAAGCGGUCCACAAACUCCAGAGGAAUACGUGGAAGAUUCCCUGCUGGAAGGGGCACUGGAUUUAGAAAUGAGGGAGUGAGGGGCCGUGGAAACUUUAGUGGUGGAAGAGGCUUCAAUCGUGCAGGUGGUGAUUUUGGAGGUGGAAGGAACGAUUUUGGCGGUAACAGGAGUAGUGGUGGUGGGCGUGGAGCAGCCCCAAAUCGUGGUGGUGAUGGAUAUCAAAGGGAGCGUGUGAAUCGGAACAUGGGUGUUAAUGGAGCAACCAAGAAUAUGGCACCACGUGUUCCAGCUACCGCUUGAACGAGCGAGUGAUGGAGGUUUUGUCGGGCAUUGGUAGGGGGGAUUAAAGACUUUGAUUGGUUUAGUUGGGAAAUUUUUGUCUAACUUGGAAGAUAGAUAGAGUUGGGGUUUUGGUCAAUUGUGUUGUGUAGUUAUAGUCUUCGAUUCAUAGCUAUUUGUAUUCUUUUUUUCUUCUUUCUUCUUUUUGUUGGAAGUGGAUUUUGGUAGAGUAGAGAUUAUUACGUUAUUAUUGGUUGUACGACUGCUUAUUAUUGCCUGAACGUAAGGAAAUUAUGAUUGUGUUGUCGGUCCAUUUGGUAA